Brassica rapa (field mustard) is the source of this 1966-nucleotide messenger RNA. Its product is annotated as serine/threonine protein phosphatase 2A 55 kDa regulatory subunit B' delta isoform. Gene Ontology annotation, cellular component: protein phosphatase type 2A complex. Gene Ontology annotation, molecular function: protein phosphatase regulator activity. The record is from RefSeq and is a predicted model, not a curated record. Lineage: Eukaryota; Viridiplantae; Streptophyta; Magnoliopsida; Brassicales; Brassicaceae. Gene Ontology annotation, biological process: signal transduction.
UAAUCGUUGGGCCCUAAUCUUUAUCCAUUUCCUUUUCUCUCUCUCUCCUCAUGCCAACGAAGCAAUAGCCAUGAAAAGCUAAACCCUUCUUCUUGGUUCUUCUGCUUCGUUAUAUGAUUCAGAUCUUGUUUUUGCUCUGCUUUUGCUUGGUCUCUGGAUGACUAAAUCAAAUCGUUUUUUUUAUGCGUGGUGAGAGAUGACUUAGGAGUAGUAAAGUAUACUUCUUCUAGUUUCUGAGAUCUGACUUUGCUUUAAAGUUAGUUAAUGGAAACUUGAGAAUAUCUGAUCUGACUCUCUCUACAGCUGAAAGUUUUGACUUGGGAAGAUGUUUAAGCAAAUACUUGGGAAGCUUCCUAAGAAACCUUCUUCUGCUAAGUUUUGGGAUAAUGGUGAGUCCCAAGCUCCAGACAACAACAACAACCAAGAAGUUUCAAGCCAGAGAGCAUCAUCAAAUGGAGACAAUCUUGCUUCUCUUUCCGUUGAUGUCUUGCCAAGGUUGAAAGAUGUUUCCAUCUCCGAGAAGCAGGAGCUCUUUCUCAAGAAGCUUAGGUUAUGCUGCGUAGUGUUUGACUUCGCCGCCGAGCCUCAAAGAAACCUCAAGGAGAAAGAGAUCAAACGGCAAACACUUCUCGAAGUUGUGGACUAUGUCAUCUCUUCAGGGAACGGCAAGUUCCCUGAACCAGUUAUCCAAGAAGCUACAAGGAUGGUUUCAGCCAAUCUCUUUAGUAAUCCUCACCAACAACACUGGAAGAACAAAACUCCAGAAGCAGGAGACUUGGAAGAGCAAGAAGAAGGAUCUCUAAACCCUUCUUGGCCUCACUUGCAGAUCGUUUACGAGUUCCUCCUAAGAAUCGUUGCAUCUCCCAACACAGACGCCAAGAUAUCCAAGAAAUAUAUUGAUCAUACAUUCGUCCUCAAGCUCUUGGACUUGUUCGACUCCGAAGAUCCUAGAGAAAGAGAGUAUCUCAAAACUAUACUCCACCGUAUCUACGGGAGGUUCAUGGUCCACCGUCCCUUCAUCAGGAAGACCAUGAACAACAUCUUGUAUGAUUUCAUAUUGGAGACAGGGAAACACUCUGGAAUCGCCGAGUUUCUCGAAGUGUUGGGAUCAAUCAUCAACGGUUUCGCUUUGCCUCUCAAGGAAGAACACAAGCUCUUCCUCACUAGAGUGUUGGUUCCUCUUCACAAGCUGAAAUGCUUGCCUAAUUACCACCAGCAGCUUUCUUACUGCGUCAUACAGUUCGUUGAGAAAGACUGUAAGCUCGCUGAUACUGUUAUCAAAGGGCUGUUGAAGUACUGGCCUGUUACUAAUAGCUCCAAAGAAAUCAUGUUCUUGAAUGAGUUGGAGGAGAUUUUGGAAGCGACUCAGUUAGCAGAGUUUGAACGUUGUAUGAUUCCUCUCUCUCGCCAAAUUGCUCAGUGCUUGAGCAGCUCUCACUUUCAGGUAGCGGAACGGGCACUAUACUUGUGGAACAAUGAUCAUGUGAGUAACUUGGUGAGACAUAACAGCAGAAUCAUUUUGCCAAUAGUGUUUCCAGCUCUGGAGAAAAACGGUAGUAGUCAUUGGAAUCAGGCUGUGAAGAACUUGACUGAGAAUGUGCUUAAGGUUUUGUCUGAUACAAAUCCGGAACUGUUUGAAGAGUGUUUGCGCAAGUUUCAAGAAGAUCAGCAAAAUGCAGAGGAUAACAAGAAGAAAAAUGGGGAGACGUGGAGACAGCUAGAGGAGAUUGUUGCUUCAAUGGCGAAGUAAAGAGUUUAUGUUCUGAACUUUUUACGCUAUACAAAAAAGGCAAAAUUGGUUUAUGUUUUUGUAAUUUGUUUUUUAAAGCCUGAAAGGUAUAUACAGUUUACUUUCGCUUGCUUGGUUCAGGUCUAUUGUUUGUCUUCUUCCAGUUCUUGAUUUGUCUGUCUGUAUACUUUUUUUGUUCAUGUAAACGUCUUUAUAUGAAAAAACGAGUUUUCUAUU